Messenger RNA from Conger conger (European conger), 1203 nucleotides. RefSeq names its product nuclear receptor coactivator 7 (gene ncoa7a). The record is from RefSeq and is a predicted model, not a curated record. Bases 187 to 861 code for a protein of 224 amino acids. Gene Ontology annotation, cellular component: nucleus. Lineage: Eukaryota; Metazoa; Chordata; Actinopteri; Anguilliformes; Congridae. Gene Ontology annotation, biological process: regulation of transcription by RNA polymerase II; response to oxidative stress. The transcript has 6 exons.
ACACCACUGGCAGCAACCCAGCACAGUUGCUCUAGUGUUUCCAUUUUUCAAUAAAAUGAAAGUGAACAGCCAGCCAAUCAGGUUGAAGCAGGCACAACUUUGAGCCAUUCGGUUGAUAUUAACUGUAAGCAGAGAAAAUGAACAAACACACUUGCCACACAUGCCAGUGAACAACUCUGCCUGGACAUGAAAAAGUACAUUGGAGCCAUUCAGAAAAUGCCAGGGAACAGCAGGAUCCUGUACUUUGCCAGAAACUGCGAUGAACCCUAUGUAGAGAUUGUCACAGUUACUGAAACGAAGCGACGUCAGAGCAUAUGCAGCUCGGAGGACGAGGAGCCUGAGGACAUUCUGCCUGUCCUGAGUGACCACAGCGAGCUCCUGGAGGACACCCACGUCCAGAAGCUGGGCGCUCACCUCCCGGCACGGACGCAGGGGUAUCCAUGGCGACUGGUGUAUAGCACGGUAGUGCAUGGAACAAGCCUGAAGACACUCUACAGGAACCUGGCACAUAUAGAGGGUCCUGUGCUUCUGGUCAUUAAGGACAUGGACAACCAGGUGUUUGGUGCUUUCGCCUCCCACCCCUUCAGAGUCAGUAAGCACUGUUACGGGACAGGAGAGACAUUUCUGUACAGCUUCAGCCCAGAGCUAAAGGUGUUCCAUUGGAGUGGCAUUAACUCCUACUUUGUGAGAGGUCACACAGAUUCCCUGCAUUUGGGUUGUGGAGGGGGUCAUUUUGGUCUGUGGCUAGAUGCUGAUUUGUGCCAUGGUUGCAGCUUAGCCUGUGACACCUUCCACAACCAGCCACUCUCCAAAAAGCAGGACUUCCUGAUCCAUAACCUGGAGGUUUGGGCCUUCCACUGAAAAGAAUAUCCUGGUUUUACAGGGUUUUACCAAAGGACUACACUGAACACGGGGGCCCGGUCAGAAGUCCAACCACACUUAACUCAUGGUGCACAAGAAACAGUUGGUGUAUUUAGUCCUGGACUGUACUGUAGAACGUGUAACAUGGGAAGAAAUGUUUGCAUGAACCACAAACAUCUUUGGAAACAGCUUCCUGUAAUUCAAAUGGGUCACUCAUAUUUGAAAGGAGGCUGUAACAUACAAUAUAUUUAAUGGAGGUUAUGUCUUCUUCAAGUGUGAUUUAUUUAUACAGAAUGUUUUUUCACAUUUGUAUUCCAUUUAUUGAAAUGUGCUGUUGGGAAA